This is a messenger RNA of Branchiostoma floridae (Florida lancelet), 1757 nucleotides long. RefSeq names its product gonadotropin-releasing hormone II receptor-like. The record is from RefSeq and is a predicted model, not a curated record. Gene Ontology annotation, cellular component: membrane. Gene Ontology annotation, biological process: G protein-coupled receptor signaling pathway. The transcript is spliced from 3 exons. Gene Ontology annotation, molecular function: peptide binding; vasopressin receptor activity. The coding region runs from base 1 to 1194 and encodes 397 amino acids. NCBI's taxonomy places the organism in Eukaryota, Metazoa, Chordata, Leptocardii, Amphioxiformes, Branchiostomatidae.
AUGGAUUGCCCUGGCCAAGGACACAAUCUUUACUCAAACUCUACUAACUCCACAGUAGUGUGUACAGACGAUGACAUACUGGCGGGAAAUACUAAUUGUACCAACGUCACCGAUGCCAAUUCGUCAGGCUUGGCCUUUCCCUUACCAGUCUUCACUUUCUCAACGAAAGUCCGCGUCUCUUUGACAUUUAUCUUGAUGUUCAUAUCUCUGGUGGGAAAUCUCAUCGUCUUCGUCACGAUGUUCCGAAAUCGCGCCAGGAAGUCUCGCGUGAACUUCCUCAUCAUGCACCUGGCCGUGGCAGACAUCGUCAUGACGUUGAUCGUGAUGCCGCUAGAUGGCGUGUGGAACUUGACGAUCCAGUGGUACGGUGGGGAGGCUGCGUGCCGCAUUCUGAUGUUCCUGAAGAUGUGGGCGCUGUACGCGUCUACCUUUAUUCUCGUGGUCAUCAGUAUUGACCGAUGCACGGCCAUCCUCCGUCCUCUGAGCAUGACGGACGCCUACAAGAGAUGCAAGAUCAUGGUCAUGCUGGUGUGGGUCAUCGGAGGCAUCCUCAGCAUCCCUCAGCUCUUCAUUUUCCAUCUCGUGACGCCAGCGCCGACCUUCACGCAGUGUGCGACACACGGAGUCUACAACGCCCCCUGGCAGGAGCCGUUGUACAACAGCUUCCACUUCGUCAUGGUUUUCAUCCUGCCGCUGGCCAUCAUGAUCACGUGUUACCUCCUCAUCCUGGCCGAGAUCUCCCGCAAGCACCGGGAGCUGACUGAUCCACUUGUUCGUGAGGAGGGGCACAGACUCCGCCACUCCGGUGCAGACCGCAUGGCCAAGGCCAAGGAGAAGACCUGGCUGAUGACCUUCGUCAUCGUGUCGGCUUUCGUCAUCAACUGGUCCCCGUACUACGUCCUGAUGAUCUGGUUCCUGGUGGAUCGGUGCAUCGUCUUCACCGUGCCGUCAGCGGUGAGCGACGCCCUCUUCAUCUUCGGGCUGACCAACCCCUGCCUCGACCCGCUCAUCUACGGCCUGUUCUCCAUCAACUUCGUGCGGGAGUUCCGCCGCUGCUGCGGCUGGCUCAAGCGCAAGGACUUCGUGACCAGAGACAGCACCUUCGGCGGGACCACGGUCGUCAGCCGGGUCGACACCGUCGCCAUCCCGCUACGAUCGGUGAAGACCACUCGCAACGGAACAUCAACCACCUGAAUGUUUAACAGAUCACACAGAAAUGAGAUUGGUAUUUCUAGCCGAGUACCUGUUGAAGUGCAAUGACUGCAAAGAUAAGUGGUGUAAUAUCUUAGUCUGGUGGCAAUCUUUUGCAUGUUUGCAUUGUGUUGCGGGAUUUUUUAGUCGUUGUCUCUUCGCGGUACUUGCGAGUCAUCGCAAGACCAGGCUAUGGGGCAAGUUUAUCUUCCAGUGCAUCAAAGAUGAAGUCAAAGUCGCUUUGUUGUAUUCGGAAGUUUACCCCAUUAUGGAAGGAUGUCUGCAUGUCAAUAUCAAUGAUGCCGCCGUGAUACAAGAGAAAGUCUUUAUCAACAGUGAAAGGCAUUUGACAGCGUUAAGAAACUUCUAAGACCCUCUAGAUCUGUUGUCUGAGUGACUUUUGCUUUUGCUAAGUCAUUUCGUAAAAGUUGGCGAAAGCUAUCUGAUUGGCUGCUUAACACAAACAUUCUUGGUUGUUUUGAAGGCUGAAAGGAAGAUGAACUUCAUUGAUGUGCCUCGAGCUGGUUAUUAGGUGUUGGAAAACAGGGAAAAGAAGGAAACAUAUA